This is a messenger RNA of Salvelinus sp. IW2-2015, 1423 nucleotides long. RefSeq names its product homeobox protein Dlx2b-like. The record is from RefSeq and is a predicted model, not a curated record. Gene Ontology annotation, biological process: embryo development; cell differentiation; negative regulation of transcription by RNA polymerase II. NCBI's taxonomy places the organism in Eukaryota, Metazoa, Chordata, Actinopteri, Salmoniformes, Salmonidae. Gene Ontology annotation, molecular function: RNA polymerase II cis-regulatory region sequence-specific DNA binding; DNA-binding transcription factor activity, RNA polymerase II-specific.
GACACCUGAAGCYUCACUCAUUCCGGGUCCUGGAUACCAGAAGAUGACACCACUCAACCACAUACAGGCUACAGUAUGGACUGAAAACAGAAGAGCGGUUUAUUUAUUAUUUACAAUUCGGGCUAUCACAAUAACUUUGGGCAAUCUGAUCAAUUUAUGAAGGGGAGGCAAUCAAUGGAGACUUGAACAUUGGAGAACAACAUUUUGAAUCGAAUUAUCCUUGGAGGACUAUUAUCCUAGUAGGCAAUUCUUCGCACAGGUUUGCAUAGGGAUAUGGUGCCAUAACUUUAGACUGUUGCCACAGCUAUGCAAUCAACUCACUACAGCAUGCACGAAUCACAGGAAUCUCCAACCUUACCAAGUUCAACCGCCACAGGGGGCAAUUUCUUCCCUGACCAACUGCAUCAGCUCGAGUUAGAAGUCAAUUCGUUUCUUCCCGGUGAUGGUUAUAAUGGUAAUAACGGGCACUACAGUCCCGAGAUUUAUGAGUUUGGGUUCCCGAACUCUUACGAUUGUUAUGGAUCAUAUACGGGCUCUUCAUCUCUCACCACGGACACAGCGAAAGAGAAGGAGACAGAAGUCAGAAUGGUAAAGGGAAAUCCAAAGAAAGUCCGGAAGCCUAGAACGAUCUACUCCAGCCUGCAGCUGUGUGUGCUCCAGAGCAGAUUCCGAAUGAGGCAGUAUCUGGCGCUACCUGAACGCGCGGAGAUCGCCGCGUCACUGGGACUCACACAAACACAGGUAAAGAUCUGGUUCCAGAACCGGCGCUCCAAGUUGAAGAAGCUGUGGAGAAACGGGCAGAUGCCACCAGGACAGCAGGUGACUCCCCUCGGUCCAGCAGCGGUGCACUGGGGCCCCCAGAACCACAGGAUUACAGAGAUAAGCAAAGAGCGGGACUUUAUGCCUCCGAACACAAGCGCCCCAUCAUUUUACAGUAGCUACUCUUGGUACUCAUCUGACUGUGGCACUCUCCCAGCUGAAUCCAGUACUACAUCAGCAAUCUAAUCCGACAGAUGAUGUGGGGUCAAUUUACUGAUAUACGGCACCAAAGAUACUGAAAACCUGCAAAAGGGAAAAGCUGUAUGUGGACUCUGCUUUCACCUGGCAAAAAUAUGACCGAUUUGGGCUUUUAAUGUAGCAGAUGAACAGUUUGACUAGUUUAUUUCAAUGAAUUCCUAUAUGUUUGAGAUUAAUGUUGUUGAGAUUCAAUAUUGUGUAACAAAUGUGCCAUAUUGUACAGAAAGGAAGAAUGUAGCCUAUGGAAUUUUGGUUGUUGUUAACGUGCGCUAAUGUGACUAGAAUGACGUUGUAAGUAACAGCCAACUGUCCAGGACAUAGACAUAUAUGGGCUGAAAGCUUAAAAUGAUUGUUAAUCUAACUGCACUGUCCAAUUUACAGUAGCUAUUACAGUCAAAAUAUACCA